UCUUUCAAACGAGAGUGUUUGGCAAGAGCAAUCGUGAUGUACGGAGAAAUGACUUUUAGCGGAAAUGGAUUUAGAUAACAAAGUGCAAGUGAGAUGUUCUAUUAUCAGUUGUGUAAACAAGUAGUAAGGAUGUGAGACACGUAGCGGUAUUUUCAGAAUCAUAUUUCCAAUAUGCCUUGAGAUUUUUUAAAAAAGAGGAGGAGCAAAAAAAGAAAAAAAGCCAUGGAUACGGUUGUUGAUGAAUUAUCUCUCUCUCUGUCAAAUGUAGUUAAAUGGAUUGCUAUAGGAGCAAUAGUGUUUGGUGGCAUAGUGCCAUAUAUUCCACAGUACAAGGAAAUAAAACGAACAGAAGAUACAGAAGGGUUUUCAUUAUUUGUAUGUCUCACAUUGCUAAUUGCUAAUACACUGAGGAUAUUUUUCUGGUUUGGAAAGCAAUAUGAACUACCACUACUUAUUCAAAGUAUAAUAAUGAACAUAACCAUGCUCGCAAUGGUUCAUCUUUGUGUCAAUAUCAGGAACAAGAAUCAGAUAAUCCGCAGUAAGGACAAGGUGUUUUCAGAAGUGAGCAGCAAGGAUGACACAAGUGGAAGGUCUCACAAGAGUAAUAAGCAGCGGUUUCCAGUGCACACCUUCCGUGACUUUGAUUUACAAUACUUCUGGGCUUGGACAGACUUCAUUUCGUAUAUAGAUUUUCUCAUAGUUUUUCACAUAGCCUGUGGCAUAGUUAUGUACCUUUUUAUUGACGUGCCAUUAUUUGUGGAAUUGGUUGGAUUCCUAGCAGUACUUUUUGAAGCAAUGCUUGGUGUCCCACAAUUAAAAAAAAAUUACCAGAACAAGUCUACACUGGGCAUGAGCGUGCAAAUGGUUCUAAUGUGGACAACAGGAGAUAUCUUCAAAACAAUAUAUUUUUUGGUAAGGCAAGCUCCUCCACAAUUCUGGAUUUGUGGAGUUUUACAGAUUCUCAUCGACAUUGGUAUAUUGACACAGGUUUAUUGGUACCGCAAUAGCUCUGGUGUUAGAGCUAAAAAGCAGGAUAUGCCAGACUAAUAAAAUAGCAUUUAUGUGAUCAACUGUGUUGUGAUUUUGCAUUACUGAUGUAAAUACAGAAUGUUUUGUAGUUUGUGCAUUUAAUUGUUGGUCUUUUAUGAAAAAAAUAUUGUUUCAGUAUUUUGUAUUAAUGAGAACUGUAACAACUAUUAUAUAGUGAUUGUGUGUGUGUGUGUGUGUGUGUGUGUGUGUGUGUGUGUGUGUG
Schistocerca serialis cubense is the source of this 1252-nucleotide messenger RNA. RefSeq names its product solute carrier family 66 member 2. Gene Ontology annotation, biological process: phospholipid translocation; retrograde transport, endosome to Golgi. The record is from RefSeq and is a predicted model, not a curated record. The coding region runs from base 223 to 1047 and encodes 274 amino acids. Gene Ontology annotation, cellular component: endosome; trans-Golgi network. The transcript has 6 exons. Lineage: Eukaryota; Metazoa; Arthropoda; Insecta; Orthoptera; Acrididae.